Molecule: messenger RNA, 495 nt
Organism: Ceratina calcarata
Lineage: Eukaryota; Metazoa; Arthropoda; Insecta; Hymenoptera; Apidae
Exons: 3
Coding region: 159-473 (104 amino acids)
Cellular component (GO): mitochondrion; respiratory chain complex I
Source: RefSeq, a predicted model, not a curated record
AUGUAUAUAUAUAAAUGAUCUACUUUGUAUACUUGUACGUACGUAUGAUUACUGAUAGUGGCAGACACGAACACAAUUUAAUAAAAAGAGUGUUACAUAAAUACGGAGGUCGUAUUUGUUUUUUAAAAACAUAAGACGAUCGUCAAAAUUAUUGAAAAAUGUUACGCCCGAUUAAAGCAAUUGUAAGACAGAAACAAAAUCUAAUUCUAAUUCGAUCAUUAAGUACAAAAAGGGUGACGAGAGAAAUGCGCAAUUCGUCAGCAGUAAGAAGUUCGAGUCCGAAUGUUCCAGGACUCACUGAUAAAUGUGUGAAGGUUCCAAAUACACCUGUCGGUCCUGGUGCUGCUAAGGAUAAGGAAUACAAAAAUCCAGAAUAUUUUUGUUAUAACAUAGACAGCUUUGGAGAAGCAGAAGUAGAACUAGCAAAAUACAGAUUACCAGCUCCUUCUAACAAGAAACCUUAUCCAAAAUAGUUUUUGACAUAAUAUUUAUUUG